GAACAAUGUGAACUUUUUCCCUCUUAUUUUAACCCUAGAGCCCUCUCUCUCUCUCUCUCUUCUGUUCACACACAGAUGCACGCACUAGAAAGUUUUUAAAGACUCUAAAAUGAUUGAAAUCAUUUUAAUCGAACAAAGUCAAUAAUAUAUGGGUUCUCAAUUCUCUUGUACUGUUCAAAGAGAAAAAACUGCAAUAGAAGCAUGGCUUUAGAAGCCCUUUCUUCCAACGAACUCUUGAACUUCAUCAUCUAUGACUCCAUUUCUGCUGCCCCUUAUAGCUGCAAUGACUCCUCAGACACUACUAGCUUGCUACCUCAAGAAAAUGUCGGUGGCUGCUCCUCCAUGGCACGGCUGAACCACCCACCAGUGGUGGUGGAAACGACCCAAAAGCCACAGGAUUUGGCCGUCCAAAGCCGAAAGAAGAGAAGGAGAAGACCAAAAGUCUGCAAGAAUAAAGAGGAAGCUGAAACACAAAGAAUGACACACAUAACUGUUGAAAGAAAUCGUCGUAAACAAAUGAACGAGCAUCUAGCAGUCUUGCGCUCCCUCAUGCCGGAAUCUUAUGUACAAAGAGGUGACCAGGCCUCAAUUGUUGGAGGUGCUAUAGAAUUCGUUAAGGAUCUCGAGCACGUUUUACAGUCACUCGAAGCAAAGAAAUUCUCACUACUUCAACACGCUGCUACUGCUGAGAAUGGAGGUGCAAACCACAACACAAAUGACUCGAUCAAAGUGUUAACAAACAACCCUUUCGCACAAUUCUUCUCAUACCCACAAUUCAGUUGCUCUAAUUUGCCCAACAAAUAUACAUCUCAGAAUAAGGCUGCCAUUGCGGACAUUGAAGUCACCUUGAUUGAAACUCAUGCAAACAUAAGAAUCCUUUCUCGUCGAAGAAUUCGACAGCAUUCCAAGAUUGUUGCUGCCUUUCAAACUAUGUUUCUCUCCAUACUUCACCUCAAUGUUACCACUUUGGAUCCACUCGUUCUCUACUCUAUCAGUGCCAAGGUAGAAGAUGGUUGCCAACUAAAUUCAGCAGAUGAAAUGGCUGGUGCAGUUCACCGCAUGUUAAGAAUAAUUGAGGAGGAAGUUAUCCUAUGUUGUCAAUCUUAGGUUUAUAUAUCAAACUUUUGUGUCUAAUCUUGUUCAAUCUUCGACUAGCACAGUUGUAAUUUUGUUAAGGACUGAUGUAGGACCAUUAGCUAGGGGUUCCAUAUCUCGCUUUUCUUUGACAAAUUUUUAGAGUUUAAAUAAUUCGUAUAGAAAAUGAUAAAAUCACUACAUGAUGUGCGUAAUUCGGAUGCAUUAGAGGUCUGAUUGGAAAGAGGAAGAAAAAAUUGCUUUUGAA
This is a messenger RNA of Olea europaea var. sylvestris, 1342 nucleotides long. RefSeq names its product transcription factor bHLH71-like. The transcript is spliced from 3 exons. Bases 202 to 1107 code for a protein of 301 amino acids. Gene Ontology annotation, molecular function: protein dimerization activity; DNA-binding transcription factor activity, RNA polymerase II-specific; RNA polymerase II cis-regulatory region sequence-specific DNA binding. NCBI's taxonomy places the organism in Eukaryota, Viridiplantae, Streptophyta, Magnoliopsida, Lamiales, Oleaceae. The record is from RefSeq and is a predicted model, not a curated record. Gene Ontology annotation, biological process: regulation of transcription by RNA polymerase II.